Molecule: messenger RNA, 384 nt
Organism: Porites lobata
Lineage: Eukaryota; Metazoa; Cnidaria; Anthozoa; Scleractinia; Poritidae
Source: the annotation of a GenBank genome assembly
GUUUAUCGAGCGUCCCAUCCCCACCCAAACCUUCAUUGCCGGCGAAUUCGUGCGGUUUUGGUAUCCUUUCCAGCUCAAGACCUGCCGCAAAUGCAGUUCGAAGAGCAUCUCGCGGCCGCUUGCAAGUCUCAACGUUGCUUUAAUCGUGAGCGGCCCGGCGACCGCGCCGAACAGUGUGAUAUGCCCGCGCUUUGCUGUGUAUGCCUUGCCAAUGGUCACGAGACCUCAAGCUGUCCUUUCAUUUAUUGCAGUUCCAAUAUAACCGGUGCGAAGCCUACUGACAAGCCUGCUGAGAAGGAGAAAUCAUAUUCUGGGGCCGCUAAGACCGGAAAACUCGUGGACACUGCCAGAAAAGCCGAAGAGGAUAUCAGCCGGACCAAGUGA